Molecule: messenger RNA, 1776 nt
Organism: Microdochium trichocladiopsis
Lineage: Eukaryota; Fungi; Ascomycota; Sordariomycetes; Xylariales; Microdochiaceae
Product: putative 3-ketosteroid-delta-1-dehydrogenase
Exons: 1
Coding region: 1-1776 (591 amino acids)
Molecular function (GO): oxidoreductase activity, acting on the CH-CH group of donors
Source: RefSeq, a predicted model, not a curated record
AUGGCCCGCUCCCGCUCCCGCUCUCGCUCGCGUUCACGCUCUCCCGCCGAACCCCCCAAGCCCGUCAUCAUCGUGGGCCACGGCCUCGCGGGCCUCGUCGCGGCAUACGAGCUGUCGCGGCACCACAUCCCGACGCUGAUCCUGGACCAGGAGAACGCGCACAACGUGGGCGGGCAGGCGUUCUGGUCGCUGGGGGGCAUCUUCUGCGUCGACUCUGCGCAGCAGCGGCGGCUGGGGAUCAAGGACUCGCGGGAGCUGGCGAUGCGGGACUGGUUCGGCAGCGCCGGGUUCGACCGGGAGAAGGAGGACGUGUGGCCGCGGCGGUGGGCCGAGGCGUUUGUGAAUUUCGCGACGGACGAGAUGGAAGACUACCUCAAGGGCCUGGGGCUGGGGUUCCUCUUCAACGUGGGCUGGGCGGAGCGCGGGGACGGCCGGGCGGACGGGCACGGCAACUCGGUGCCCCGGUUCCACGUCACCUGGGGCACGGGGCCCGAGGUGGUGCGCGUGUUCGAGGAGCCGGUGCGCAAGGCCGAGGCCAAAGGCACGGUCGAGUUCCGGGGAAGGCACAUGGUGACCGAGAUCGUGACGGACCCGGAGACGGGGCGGGCGGUGGGCGUCCGGGGCAAGGUGCUCGAGGCAGACGACUCGCCACGCGGGGUGAAAUCGUCGCGGGUCGAGGUUGGCGACUUUGAGAUCCUCGGGGCCGCGGUGCUCGUCUCGUCGGGCGGCAUCGGGGGCAACGUCGAGGCCGUCAAGGCCAGCUGGCCCGUCGACCGGCUCGGCCCCAAGGUGCCCGAGCACUUUGUCGUGGGCGUCCCCGCGCACGUCGACGGCAAGAUGAUUGGCAUCGCCGAGUCGUCGGGGGCCAGCGUCAUCAACCGCGACCGCAUGUGGCACUACACCGAGGGCGUCGCCAACUGGAACGCCAUCUGGCCUAGCCACGGCAUCCGCGUGCUGCCGGCGCCGUCGUCGCUGUGGCUCGACGCCACCGGCAAGCGCCUCCCGCCGCCCUUCUUCCCGGGGGCCGACACCCUCGGCACCCUCAAGCACAUCUGCAGCACGGGCUACGACUACACCUGGUUCGUCCUCGACCAGACCAUCAUCGCCCGCGAGUUUGCCCUGUCCGGGUCCGAGCAGAACCCCGACGUCACCGGCAAGAGCAUCUGGCAGCUGCUCACGUCGCGCGUCUUUGGCAAAAAGGGCCCCGUCCCCGUCCAGAACUUCCAGAAGCACGGCGAGGACUUUGUCGUCCGCGACACCCUCGAGGAGCUGGUCGAGGGCAUGAACAAGCUGGCCCGCGAGCGCAACGGGCCGGUGCUGGAGCUGGAGCAGGUGCGCGAGGUCGUCGAGACGCGCGACGGGCAGAUGACGAACCCGUACUCCAAGGACUACCAGGCCAUGCUCAUCAACAACGGCCGCACCUACUGGCCCGACAAGCGCAGCCGCGUCGCGCCGCCGCACAAGCUGCUCGACACAAAGACCCACGGGCCCUUGAUCGCAGUCCGCAUGAACCUCCUCACCCGCAAGACCCUCGGCGGCAUCGAGACCGACCUAAACAGCAACGUCAUGCGCGCCGACGGGUCCAGGUUCCCGGGCCUGUACGCGGCGGGCGAGGCGGCCGGCUUUGGCGGUGGUGGUGUGCACGGGUACAACUCGCUCGAGGGCACGUUCCUGGGCGGGUGCAUCUUUUCCGGGCGGGCGGCGGGCAGGGCCAUGGCCGAAGAAGUCAGGCCGGAAUCGCAGAGCACAAAGGUCAGCGAGCAGUCGAGACUGUAA